AUGGCAUUUCACGCCGAUGAAGGCGCUCGUACGCCCAUGCGUCGCAAAGCUGAGAGCAAUUAUAUUGAUGUUGAUCGUGAACAAGCGCUGCAUCGUUACGAGAGUUUUCAUGCUAGAACACGUGGUCCAUUUGAUCUAUUGCAAGAAAAAUUUGGGUUUCAAUCGAGUAGUGUCGCAAAUCAAAAGGAAAAUAUGGGAUGUUGGAUUACAAACUACCAGAUGCGUGUACGUGCUGAGGCGCCGGUUGGUGUUGCUGAUAAUACCGACUUUGUCACUCGUAUGGCCCUUGCACGUGUGCAUACCAAGUUUUUUCGAAAUUAUAUGGCCUGGUGUAAGUUCUUACGUACAGUCCCUCGUUGUUUAGACACUGCUAAAGAUAAUACAAACACGUCGAAGAUGGAGAAAGAACUUGCGCUUUUUUUGCUAUUAUGGGGUGAAGCUGGGAACCUUCGUUUUAUGCCCGAGUGCAUUUGUUUUUUAUAUCACAAUAUGGCUGCAAAACUCGAGUAUCUUGACACGUUACCAAAUGUGGGUGAAGGCUCGUAUCUUACAGAAGUUGUGCGUCCCGUUUACUUAGUGAUUGCUCAAAUGCGAUUGGCUACGGCUCCUAAAGGGCAACGUCCAUUUGACCAUCAAGAUACAACGAAUUAUGAUGACGUGAAUGAAUUUUUUUGGACUCGAGAAUGUCUAACAUGUGACGAAUUGAGUGUCGCUAAAGUUCUUUCAGUUCAAGAUUCCAAGACGUUUAAAGAAAAACGUAGUGUGUUUAACCCAAUUUUGGCGUUUUUUCGCUUAUGGUACUUUUUAGUCAUUGUCUUUCACGUAAUGGUCGUGAUUACAUACGUCGCGUACAUGGCGGAAGGUAAUGAUAAUGGAGGUCUUGACUUUUUCUUUCGUGUGUUUACAACGAAUCAAAACAAAAUUCGAGCCCAUGCGUUUUAUACCAUUUUUGUCUCAAUAUGUGGAUUAUUGUCCAUGAAAACGAUGAUGCAAAUUUGGCUCCACGGACUGCGACUUUAUAAGGACUUUUGGAUGGCUUUAGGUGUCUAUUGCCGUUUAUUGUGGCAUACUGUGUUUUUUGCACUCUUUAUGGCAGUUGUCUUGGCACCUGAUUCCUCGGCAAUUAUGGGAGAUUGGAGUAGUACUUUACCUGGCGGUGGUACAGCUGGAUCGUACUUGUCCAUGGGGUUAUUGUACGGAGCAAUUUAUUGCAUUCCUGUAGUGACUACAGCCAUGAUUCGUGCAUUUUUUCCUGAUGCCAUUUGGGGUAUUCGAUUGGUGAAUGCACUUGAUGGAACAAGUCGACAAUAUGUUGGACGCAAUACAUCGCAACCGUUUAGCAAUUAUUUACAAUAUUCACUCUCGUGGUACUUGAUCUUUUUUGGCAAAUUUCUAUUUGCACUACAAUUCAUGAUUCGUCCAUUAAUGGGUCCAUCGAUUGAAAUUUACGAUAUUGAUGUUGAAGACGAUGGUUUGUUUCAAUCGGGCAAUAAUUUAUUGUUCAUUUUUGCGUUAUGGGCACCCGUUUUUGUCGUGUACAUGUACGAUGCACAAAUUUGGUUCAUUUUGUACCAAUCGAUUGUCGGGCUGAUUAUGGGGAAACGCAUGCAAUUAGGUCAUUACGUCGGAUUGGCGCAGCUUAAAAUUGGUAUGGCAGCAGCACCAAAAUUAUUUGAUGACAAAGUUGUGUCGCGAUUGACCCAAAAACCCAAUCCAGAAGCUGCUACGCCCGUGUCCAAUCACGACCAUGUCGGCGAACUACGUCAUCGUGAUGUCAUUCUGCUUCGUUUUGCUAUCAUUUGGAAUCAAGUUGUGGACAAUUUCCGUCUGAAUGACUUGUUAGACGAUCGUGAGACUGUUAUUCUCCAGUACCGAAUUUUAAACAGGGGUGAAAAGAUUCAAGAACCUAUUUUUCUUUUGGCUGGAAAAUUGGCUAAAGCUGUUGAAAUUGCAAGCAAAUGUAGGUCUAAUAGAUGGGACGUUGCAACAUUAAUUAAACACGUUGCGUCAGCCGAUGCACUUGAAGGAAUGAAAAAUGGGAUGGAAUUAUUGCGUGAAAUCUUUCACCUAUUACUUGGCGAAAGUGACGAUGAAAAUGGUGCUAUAAGUGUCGUUGAGUACAUUUAUUCGUCUCCAAAUGUUGUGAAUCUGCUUGAUUUUACGUAUUUGCCGCAAUUAGCCAAUAAUAUUGUCGAAUUGCUAGCUGUGAUUUUAGAUAUGCCCGAAGAUAUCGCAACCAUUGACUCUUUAAAUACCACUCGCGAUGAAUUGCGUAUGGAGUUGCAUGUUCAAGUGGCUCAAGUCGUUGAUCGAAUGCGUGCCAUUGCUCUCACUAUCGAGCUUAUGCUGCAUGAUGAUGCAAUAGCUCGAAAACUUCAUACGUGUCGUUUUUUACAAACUACAAGGGAUUUGGACUUUCAAACAAUUCAACUCAUUCGUCUUUACAAAGCCGAUGCGAGGAUGGAAACGGGAUUAAUUGCCGUUCAUCCUCGGACCGAUCGACAAGCAAUUAUGUCGCGAUUUGCACACGAAGAUUUUAUUUCGAGUUGUACUCGAUUAUUUUUCUUAUUGCAAUUGGAUGUAGCAAGUUCAUUACCACGUUGUGAAGAUGCAAAACGUCGAAUGGGCUUUUUCUUGCAUUCUUUAGCAAUGGACAUGCCACAUGUACACUCUUUAGAAGCCAUGCCAUCUUUUUCAGUAAUGACUCCAUAUUAUUCUGAAACGGUCUUGUUUACUUUAGAAGAAUUAAACAAUCCAGUGCAUUCAAAUCCAUUGUUUGCUGAAUUAGAAAAGAAACAAAAAGCGAAAGGAUGGACAGAAUUGACGAUUCUGAAAUAUUUGAUUACGUUCCAUGCUGAAGAAUGGAGCAAUUGUCUUGAACGGAUGGGUGCGAGUUCAUUAGAAGAAGCACUUGAGAUUAACGCUCAAGAAGUACGUUUAUGGGCAUCAAUGCGUGGUCAAACGUUAGCACGAACGGUGCAUGGAAUGAUGCUAUAUGAAGAUGCAAUCCGACUUUUGCGAUGGCUCGAAGUUUAUUCACUUGAGUCAAUGGGAUUAAAUGAGAAAUUGGAUGAAAUGAAUCGUAUUUCUGCGUUAAAAUUCUCCUACAUUACGGGUUGUCAAAUUUACUCGAAACAAGUUGCGAAUAAUGAUCCAAGAGCAGCGGAUAUUGAUUAUUUGAUGAAGAAGUUUCCAAGUUGGCGUGUGAGUUUUGUUGAUUCGAUUAAAGAGAAGAUUGGCGAGAAGGAGGUUGAACGAUUUGAUUGUGUCUUGGUGAAAUCGGAAGGGGGGGAGAUUGUUGAAGUCUACCGGUAUGAAUUACCCGGAAAUCCAAUUCUUGGGGAAGGGAAACCGGAGAAUCAGAAUGUUGCGCUGCCAUUUACACGUGGUGAGUAUCUUCAAACGAUUGAUAUGAACCAAGAACAUUAUCUUGAAGAAUGUUUGAAAAUGCCAAAUUUUCUUGCUACGGCUACUAGUACAGGGGAAGAAGUGACAGUCCUUGGAAUGAAAGAACACGUUUUUACUGGUCGUGCGUCGUCUUUAGCGCGAUUCAUGACACUCCAAGAGCUCGUAUUUGUCACGCUUACACAACGUGUACUAGCAAAACCUCUUCGUUCUCGAAUGCAUUAUGGACAUCCGGAUGUGUUUGAAAAAUCGUUUGUUGUUACAAGCGGUGGUGUUUCCAAAGCAAGUAAAGGUAUUAAUCUUUCGGAAGAUGUGUUUAGUGGUUACAAUGUUACAUUACGUGGUGGAUUAGUCACCCAUGUCGAAUUUAUGCAAUGUGGUAAAGGACGUGACGUGACAUUGAGUCAAAUUAAUGCGUUUGAAGCGAAACUUUCGAACGGUUGUGCUGAAAGUUGUUUAAGUCGAGAAGGUCAUCGCUUAACGAAUUCAUUGGACUUUUCGCGUCUCAAUUCAAUGUUCUACGGACACUUUGGCUUUUAUAUUUGCAAUGCACUUACAGUCUUUUGCGUCUACGUUUAUGCGUAUUCACGUCUUUAUGUUGCGACGCACUCGGAAGUCGAAGUGACGGCCAUUAUGACGACAGAUAGCUUGAAUUCCUUGGCCAAUGUCAUGACGACCCAAUAUCUUCUUCAAUUCGGGAUGCUGACAACUUUACCACUCUUUGCAACACUCUUUGUGGAGUUUGGCUUUCAACAAGCAGCACUAAAAGUCAUUGAACUCAUUUCAACACUGGGUAUUGUCUUUUACGUCUUUUUAACCGGAACAAAAGCGCAUUUUUUUGAUGUUGCACUCAUUCGUGGUGGCUCCAAGUAUCGUGGAACUGGUCGUGGAUUUUCGAUCACACGAGAUCCAAUGGUGAAUUUCUUUAAAGAAUAUGGUGUUUCACACUUUCGAAAAGCAGUGGAACUAAUUGGAAUCAUGAUUCUCUUUGGUAUCUACGGAUCAUUUGAUCUUGGAUCGGGGGCAUUAGAAGACUUUUGUGCGACUGCAGACUUUGAUUGUGAUCGAAAUCCAGAUCUAAUUCCUGCUAACGUUACGUCUCUCGCAGCUUAUAGUGAAAAGUCACAAAGUUAUGGCAUAGCAUCGUUUGCUGUAUUGUUUCUCGGCGCGUGUUGGUUAAUGGCGCCAUUUGUCUUUAAUACUGAUGGCUUGGUUUUUCAAAAAUCCAAAUUAGAUAUUGCAAAUUGGUUCGCGUGGAUGAUGCGCUCGGAACAUCAAGAUGAAGAUAAAGAAGGAAGCAAUGCAUCGAAAGAUGGUUGGAUCGAGUGGUGGAAGUCGGACGUGGAUUUAAUGCUGCCAUUAGGUGGCAUGGGACGUCUCACGUACUGCAUUCGGGAACUUCGUCAUCCUCUGGCCACGUAUUAUGUAUUUAUGACUGAAUUUACUUUACCAUGGUUUGCUCUGUUGUUUUCAGCUAUGGCCGUAACGUGGACUAUUCUAUGGCUUGGAAAUCGUAUCCAUCAUUGUAUUUCCAAGCAUCGUCAACUUAAAUCUCUAUCGAUACAGGGAAUUUUGUACAUGAUUUGUGUCAUUGGUGGUAUCUUGUUAAUUCCAUUAAUUUUUGGCGUCAUCGGUGGAUGGUCAGUUCACAAAUGCUUUACGUUGUCGGUAUCCAUUUUUCUUGGCUUGAAUUCGAUUGUGCAAUAUGCAUUAGCAUUCAAUGGUAUCUUUGGUCUUGAAGUCGCCAUGUUUAGUCCCAUUCUGGCCCUUGGCUUUCUCAUGGACAUGAUUGUCGGACUUUUUCUUGUUAUCCCGCUCUUUCUUUUGUCACUCUUGCCGUUCAUGCGAAUUCUCCAAACUCGUGCUAUGUACAAUGGAGGCUUUUCGAGGGCUUUGAGCUCUGGCUCAGAAGUAGCUGCAUCGCUUGUGAUCUUAUUGGGUGUAUGGGGUGGAUUUAUUCACGGCUUCACAACAUCCUUUUUGUUCACGCUUGGCUAUAUCAACGAUCGAAGUGACAAUUUUAUGAAUCGCUCGUUUUACUAUUUCGUGACGACGAAAUUACCGAAUAAUGGCGUUGAUAUGCUACGAUAUAUGGAUGAUGGGUAUCUUCAGAUGCUAUGUGCUGGUAUUAGUAUUGUAGCGCUGUUCUUAUCACUUUUGAUCGGUCGAAUUCUGGGUCGACGAGUGAAUAUGGUGCUUGGAAGUAGUUUAAUUUUUAUAUCUGUUGGUUUGAACUUUAUUACAAGCACAUCCGUGAUUUUAGUGGCGUGUGGUAUGGCAGCUAUGGGAGCUGCGAUUAUGGCGAUGAAUUACCUUCUUUGGAGUUAUGAAAUCUGCACAAAAGGUUGGCGUGGUAAGAGUGUCACGAUCUUUUUAAUGGGUUCGAUGAUUGGAUGGCUGGUACAUGCGCUUUUAAUGGCUAAUACAAACGCGACGACAAUGGCAGAAGACUGGGAUAAUGAACCAACCGACAUGUGGCGUCUUCAGCCGCUCUUUGUUUUGCCUGCGCUUAUUUUAGCCUUCUUUGGAAUUUUGUGGUUUGUACCAGAAAGUCCUGUGUGGUUACUAGCACACAAACAAGAGGAGCCAGCACGUGAGGUGCUAGUCCGCCUACGUCGACGACUGAAUGUUAUGCCAGAAGUUGAGCUCAUUAAGGCUGAGUUAGCGCAGAAAACAAGACAGAAUCACCUUUUAUUUCGCUUAUCAAUUGUCUGUGCGCUUCAAGCGUUGUUCGGAUUCAUUAUGUCACAAACUGUGCUUGUCCGUCGGACGCUUCAGGUGAAUGCCAAUGAUAAUUUAAGCGCAAAUAAUUAUUGGCAAGUCUACUUUGCACUGUGCUGUGCUAUUGGCUAUGCAUUUGGAAGCUUCUUAGUUGACAAUGUACGUCGGAAAACGAUUCUUAAGGAAUUUUUGCCGUUUGUUGCGUUGAUGGCGUUUACUUGUGGAGUCAUUGGUGCCGUCUCGAGAGCCGACGGUGGUUUGGUCCAAGCGGUUUUAUGUUUGCUCUACAUUUCAGCAGGUCUCAGUCUCAUGAGCGUCACGUGGCUAGCAGCCUUGGAAAUGUUUCCCGCAUCACGUCGACCGCUUUAUUGGACACUGUCGUUGUGUGUGUAUUACGCAGUCCAGAUUGUUGUAUUCUUUGUCAAGCCGUCGUUUGCCUUAUCAAACUUUGUGCUGGCUGGCGGCUGUAUUGUGCUCACGGCAGUGCUAUUUCUCUUUUGUGCCAGCACAAAAUUGGGCGCAAUUCAGACGAAGGCUGAGAAAAGGUACCAACGAUCGCUUCGCCCAGCUGUACCUGAAGUAAGUGAUGCAACGAAUGUAAUGGAAGUAGACGAUGUGCACAAACAGCAAACGCGGAUCGCCCAGACGUCAGCAAUGAAUCGUUCAGGUAUUGCAGCGAGUCAAAUGAAUUUGGGCAUGUCUGGAAUUGGAUCUAUGGGACCCUAUUCAAGCAGUGCGUCAUCACAGGCACGCCACAAUGCAUCGCAAUUUGGUUUUAGCGGAGCGACAAUUGACGAGGUGGAUGAACCGAUGCCUUCUAAUGCUCCAGAAACCCGCGAUCAAUUUAGUUUCCGCCGUCUUGAAAGUGGUGAGGAGCCAAAAAAUCCACGAGCCGAAAGUUAUGGAUUAAGCACCGGCUUGAGUCGAAUUGAUAGCUCGGAGACAUCAUCGAUUGAUUUAUCAAACGUCACAAAUGACCGUCAUAACCUCAUGUCGCGAAUGUCAUCUACAUUUGACUUUGAAGCUGAAUUUGAAGCUGAGCAUUUAGAAGAUUUGCGUCAAGGCCAAGUGAGUUAUCCACGUGGUCAACCACGCUCGGUGUCAUUUUUGCAGUCCCAGCGAUAUCCUGAUGCUGAUUUACUUGCUGAGACACAAGCUGCUCGAUUGUAA
Molecule: messenger RNA, 7296 nt
Organism: Plasmopara halstedii
Lineage: Eukaryota; Oomycota; Peronosporomycetes; Peronosporales; Peronosporaceae
Product: callose synthase 5
Exons: 1
Coding region: 1-7296 (2431 amino acids)
Biological process (GO): (1->3)-beta-D-glucan biosynthetic process; transmembrane transport
Cellular component (GO): plasma membrane; 1,3-beta-D-glucan synthase complex
Molecular function (GO): transmembrane transporter activity; 1,3-beta-D-glucan synthase activity
Source: RefSeq, a predicted model, not a curated record